This is a messenger RNA of Vicia villosa (hairy vetch), 549 nucleotides long. RefSeq lists its product as uncharacterized. Bases 1 to 549 code for a protein of 182 amino acids. The record is from RefSeq and is a predicted model, not a curated record. NCBI's taxonomy places the organism in Eukaryota, Viridiplantae, Streptophyta, Magnoliopsida, Fabales, Fabaceae. Gene Ontology annotation, molecular function: zinc ion binding; nucleic acid binding. The transcript has a single exon.
AUGGCACUCAUAUGCUGGCUAAGGAAGCUGAUGAUUGGUGGUUGGAGACGCUUGCUAGGUUGGAGUUUUCAGGUGAGGAAGUCACUUGGAAUGUGUUCCGUAGGGAAUUUAUUAGAGUUGACGCAAGGGAAUAAGUCUGUGACCGAGUAUGCUGCCAAGUUCACUGAGUUGAUUAAGUUCUAUCCUCACUUUGAUGGCGAAGGUGCUGAAUUUUCUAAGUGCAUCAAGUUUCAGAAUGGGCUACGCUCAGAGAUCAAGAAGGCUGUUGGGUACCAAAAGAUCCGUUUGUUUUCUGAUUUGGUUGACAGUUGUAGGAUCUUUGAGGAGGAUAGUAAUGCUCAUCACAAGAUGGUUAGUGAUAGAAGGGGCAAGAAUCAACAAAGCCGUGGGAAACCGUAUGAUGCUGGUAAAGGGAAACAAAGAGUUACUCAUGGUCAGAGGUCUAGUGGAGGAGAUGCUCCUGCUAGGAUUGUAUGUUUCAAGUGUGGUCAACCUGGUCAUAAGAGCAAUGCUUGUACUGCUGAUGCGAGGAAGUUCAAAACCACAUAG